AUGCCGUCGCACGCUCCGGCCGGUCACGGACAGGUGAUCGAAUAUAUUCAAGAUCGCUUGUAUCUCGCAUCGUUUUCCUCUGCGCCAGAUCCAAAUGCGCUGUUCCCAUUCCCCUCGCAGCAGCAAUCGUCGCCUAGUAAGCGAGCUGUCAAGACCCCGCAAAGUCCAGUGAGGGCUCCUAAACGCAAAGUUCCCGUAUACUUCACGGUCGACGAUACUCUCCUUUACAACGCCUUCCAUGCAGACUUCGGCCCUCUCCAUAUUGGUCACCUAUACCGAUUUGCUGUGCACUUCCAUGAAAUUCUUGGUGAUUCAACCAAUGCUGACAAGCCUGUCGUGUUUUGGAGCAAGCCCGAUCCCCGAAGCCGUGCGAAUGCUGCUUGUCUGGUUGCCUGUUACAUGGUCUUGAUUCAAUCAUGGCCACCGCAUCUCGCCCUCGCCCCCAUUGCUCAAGCCGAACCCCCCUAUAUGCCGUUCCGUGAUGCUGGCUACAGCCAAGCGGACUUUGUUCUCAAUAUUCAGGAUGUCGUGUAUGGUGUGUGGAAGGCAAAGGAGGAGUCUCUGUGCGGCUUGAAAGAUUUUAGUCUGGAAGAGUAUGAACGAUACGAGCGAGUAGAUAUGGGCGAUUUCAAUUGGAUCACCCCUCAUUUCAUCGCAUUUGCUUCACCGCAGCAACAACCUGUUGCCCCUAUCCCACCGAACACGCCGAAAUACGCUGCACUUCCCAAGACCAUAUCCGAAGUGAUGGCUUCGCAACUCCCAGUUCCUUUCAAGAAUGUGCUUGCUCAUUUCUCAUCGCGAAACGUCGGGCUUGUCGUACGACUGAACUCCGAGCUUUACUGUCCCUCUUAUUUCACUGCUCUUGGAAUCGAUCACAUUGAUAUGAUAUUUGAAGAUGGUACAUGUCCACCAUUGCCACUUGUUAGAAGAUUCAUCAAGAUGGCACACGACAUGAUUACAGUGAAGAACAAAGGAAUUGCAGUUCAUUGCAAGGCUGGUUUGGGUCGUACCGGCUGCCUCAUUGGUGCUUAUCUUAUAUAUCGAUAUGGGUUCACGGCAAAUGAAAUAAUUGCUUUUAUGCGAUUUAUGCGCCCCGGUAUGGUGGUGGGACCACAGCAACAUUGGCUCCAUCUCAAUCAAGGCGCUUUCCGCGAAUGGUGGUUUGAAGACUCAAUGCGUGAGAAGCUUGCGUUGGCUGCCCCCGUUACUCCUGGUCGUCAGGUCAAUAAGCAAAGAUCAAGUAAUGGGCAGACUGUGACCCCUCCCAAUGCAAACCAAUCGCGAAGGUCGGCACUCGGAGAGAUCGACAAUAACGAAGGCGGUGGCUCUUAUGCCGAUGAGAACUUGCCUGCGCCGACACCUGGCCAACCUCGAAAAUCUCACCGCAAGGACUCUCGUCAUCAUCCGUACGCCCGCAAUGUCUCGGGUACACUGGCGGUCAAUGGAGAAUCGGAGAAGGCUUCAGAUCGAACCUCCGUGCGAAGGUCUCGGCGCUCAGGUACUGAGCAGAGUGAAAGCGAGGAGGAAAUCCAAAUGCGCAUGCUUGCUAAACGAGCAUCAAGGUCUCCCAGUGGAUCUCCAGCUGCACGGUCAAUCAGCUAUUCUGCUACCGUCACAACUAGUUACGACUUGCACGAAGACCGAGAAAACUGGGUAGAAUCUGGAGUAGCUGUCCAGAAGACUCCCAGUAGCACCAAAGGCGGCAUCCCUCUGAGCAAAGUACGGCCCAGCCCUCGUCGGGUUACCGAUAGCAAGGGUGAGAGCAGGGGCGUUCGCAAAAUUAGCGGUCGGGUGGGCAGCGUGGGAGCAUCUCCGACUAGAGUCAAGUAA
Messenger RNA from Talaromyces proteolyticus, 1830 nucleotides. RefSeq names its product protein-tyrosine phosphatase-like protein. Gene Ontology annotation, cellular component: nucleolus; mitotic spindle midzone; centrosome. The transcript has 3 exons. NCBI's taxonomy places the organism in Eukaryota, Fungi, Ascomycota, Eurotiomycetes, Eurotiales, Trichocomaceae. The coding region runs from base 1 to 1830 and encodes 609 amino acids. Gene Ontology annotation, molecular function: protein serine/threonine phosphatase activity; protein tyrosine/serine/threonine phosphatase activity. The record is from RefSeq and is a predicted model, not a curated record. Gene Ontology annotation, biological process: microtubule cytoskeleton organization; protein dephosphorylation; regulation of exit from mitosis.